AUGAUUCAACAAUCACCAAGAACAAUACAGACAACUCAGAGAUUCAUGGACGAUUCUCUUCAGCACUUAGAGCAGCAGAAAAGAUGUACUAAUGAGUCUUCAGAUCAAUCAGACAGCUCAGCAGUCUUACUCGCCACAGCCAAUGCAGUAUUACACUCAGACUACUCUCAGCUUCCAGUAAGACUCCUGAUAGACUCAGGGUCUGAACUAACAUUCAUUUCAUCAAGCGUGGUAAAGACUCGUCAUCUCCAACGUCGCCCAUCAGUGAUAUCAGUGCUGGGAACUGGGAAUGAACCAGCUGUACAAACUAGAGGAGUGACAACAGUGACACUACGUUCAGCUCAUACACAGGAGCAAGUUACAAUUAACGCUCAUAUCCUCAAAUGUGUCACUAGUACUUUACCAACCAGACAAAUCAAGGAAAUCAACUGGUCAGCUCUCAACUCUCUUCAACUUGCUGAUCCAGACUACUCAACUCCAAGACCCAUUGACAUUUUAAUAAGAGUAGAUUGUUAUGGACUAAUUGUGAAGGCAGGCAUCAAACAAUUUCCUCAGUCAUCGCUAAUAGCCCAAGAUUCAAUUUUUGGAUGGAUGCUCAUUGGAAGUCCACAACCGACAAGAUGCUCAAGUCAGAGAACUCAUCACGCAGCAAGGGUCAACUCAUACCAGCAAGUAUCUGAUCUCUUGACAAAAUUCUGGGUUCAAGAAGAAGUUCCAGAUACUUCAGCCAGCCAACUCAGCCCAGAUGAUCAAUCUUGUGAAGAUCAUUAUGUUACGACUCAUUCAAGAGAUCAAGAUGGGAGAUAUAUUGUGAGAAUACCACUAAAAGCAUCACCAUCUUUUCUAGGCAACUCAUUAGCGAGAGCUCAUCAGUGUUUACUACACAUGAUCAGACGACUCACGAAGAAUGACUCAUAUGCACAACUCUAUCACAACUUUAUGCAAGAAUACGAGUCACUGAACCACAUGACACGAGCCAAGGCAAGUCCAGUCAACUCUCCAGUGUAUUAUUUGCCUCAUCAUGGUGUCUUAAAAGAAGACAUUGUUACUACAAAACUCCUUGUAGUAUUUAAUGGCUCUAGUCCAUCUUCUAGUGGUCUGUCAGUGAACGACAUUCAACAUACUCAAUCAUCAGUGUACGAUUCAAGAGCUCAGCAGGAAGAGCGGCCCAGGCUCACUUUAGUUACUCAGACAAUUCAACAUGAUUAUCAUUGGGAUAUGAUAUACAGACAUUCUCGGCUAAUCAAAUUGCUCAGAGUGACUGCAAUUUGCUUCAGAUUUAGCCAACUCCUCAGACGAGUACCGCAGUCAUCUCUCACCUUCCCUCUCACGCCACAAGAAUUAGAGAGAGCAAGGAUUUUUUGGAUAAAGGCAACUCAAGAAUCGUACUUCUCACAGGAAAUCAAGCAGAUCAACUCAAAUUCACUGCCCGUCUCACACCCCCUCGCACGAUUGACAGCAUUUAUUGACACUCAAGGAGUCAUACGUGUUGGAGGGAGGUUAGCAAAUGCUAGCUUGGACCAAGAAGCAAAGCAUCCGGCAAUCUUACCACAGAAAAUUCAUCUUUCCAGACUAAUCAUUGCAGAUGCUCAUGAAAGAACAUUGCAUGGUGGGACGCAGGCAACUCUGAACCUUAUACGAUCAUCAUACUGGAUCAUAGGCGGACGACUCCCAGUACGAUCCUAUAUUUAUCAUUGUAUGAAAUGUGCUCGUUUACGUGGCGAACGAGCGAAGCAGUUAAUGGGUCAAUUGCCGUUAUCAAGAAUCACUCCAGCCCGACCAUUUGCCGUCUGUGGUGUGGAUUACGCUGGUCCCAUCACGCUAAAGACUUGGAAAGGCAGAGUCGCCAAAACAUCUAAGGAGAUUGUAACAGAUUAUUCAGCAGACACAUUUAUUGCAGCGUUCAGACGGUUUACUGGACGUCGAGGUGUCUGCAGAACUCUCCUCAGUGAUUGUGGCACCACAUUCCAAGGCGCAGACACGCUCAUCAGACAACUCUUCAAGCAGGGGACUCAACAUGCCAGUCAACUCGCAGCUGUAUUUGCAAAGGAUGGAACUGAGUGGAGGUUUAAUCCACCAGCUGCACCACAUAUGGGAGGAAAAUGGGAAGCUGCAGUAAAAUCUGUAAAAUUUCAUCUUAACAGAACUAUAGGCGACUCACUCUUUACAUAUGGAGAGCUUUCCACACUGCUUGUCCCGAUAGAAGCAGUCCUCAAUUCCAGACCACUCGAACCUCUCUCAGCCGACUCUACAGACAUCUCAGCGUUGACUCCAGCACACUUCUCGGUUGGUGAACCGCUCGUAACAUUACCAGAGCCUUCACUGGAAGAUGUGCCACUGCUACGCUUGUCCAGGUGGCAAUUUAUUCAGCAGCGACUCCAAUCGUUUUGGUCAACACGGUCAAAACAAUACCUUCAGCAGCAACUCGCCAUUUCCGAAUGGAAACACCCAUCACACCAAAUCACAGUCGGCUCACUAGUACUACUCACUGACGAGAGGUUCCCACCAACAAAGUGGCCUCUCGCCAGAGUGAUUGAGGUGUUCCCAGGAGCAGAUGGACUCAUCAGAACAGUCAAACUCAAGACAGCAGCAGCAGAGCUCGUCAGACCACUCACCAAACUAGUCAUCUUACCAUACACUCCACCAGCAGAAGAUCAGCAAAGGCGUUGCUGA
This is a messenger RNA of Chelonus insularis, 2673 nucleotides long. RefSeq lists its product as uncharacterized. The record is from RefSeq and is a predicted model, not a curated record. Gene Ontology annotation, molecular function: nucleic acid binding. Lineage: Eukaryota; Metazoa; Arthropoda; Insecta; Hymenoptera; Braconidae. The transcript has 2 exons. The coding region runs from base 1 to 2673 and encodes 890 amino acids.